Syngnathus typhle (broad-nosed pipefish) is the source of this 3011-nucleotide messenger RNA. RefSeq names its product golgi-associated PDZ and coiled-coil motif containing (gene gopc). Lineage: Eukaryota; Metazoa; Chordata; Actinopteri; Syngnathiformes; Syngnathidae. The transcript has 9 exons. The coding region runs from base 237 to 1580 and encodes 447 amino acids. The record is from RefSeq and is a predicted model, not a curated record. Gene Ontology annotation, molecular function: transmembrane transporter binding. Gene Ontology annotation, biological process: negative regulation of protein localization to cell surface. Gene Ontology annotation, cellular component: Golgi apparatus; trans-Golgi network transport vesicle; membrane.
GAGUAGUCGCUUCGGAUGGCCGAUGAUGAGGGACUUCCUGAUCAGCAGUGACUUUCACUCAUAAAAUAUAACGUCAUAUAAUUCUUGUCUUUGAUUUUCACAUCAUUACGUCACCGGGAUUUCAAUAUUAUUUAAUGAUUUAAAAGCGACAAGGUUCCAUAAAGAUUUGCCAUCGUCAAAGCAAGCUUACGUUGUGUAGCUAGUGAGCUAGCAUCAACGUUUGCUGUGUUUUCGCCAUGUCCGCCUCUGCUGGGUGCUCUCCGGUGGGCCACAACUCGGCCCUCAGCUCCAGUAUGUCAAUGUUUCGCUGGCUAGAAGUGCUUGAGAAGGAGUUUGACAAAGCUUUUGUGGACGUGGAUUUGCUACUUGGGGAAAUAGACCCAGACCAAGUGGACAUUACGUACGAGGGUCGGCAGAAGAUGACCAGCCUUAGCUCGUGCUUUGCUCAGUUGUGCCACAAAUCCCAGACUGUUUUCCAACUUAACCAUAAACUGGAGGCCCAACUUUUAGAUCUUCGCUCUGAGCUAAGCGAUGCCAAGGCGGAGCGGGCGGUUGUGGAGAGAGAAGUCCAUGACCAAUUACUGCAGCUUCAUGCUCUCCAACUACAGCUCCAUGCAAAAGAAGGCCAAGUUCCAGACUCUGAAUCCAUCAAAGACAGACUCCCUCCCCCAACAAUGGAACACAUGCAACAUGAAUUGCAGGCCAGCAAGAAGGAGAAGUUUGCAGAGGCAAAGCUUGUGGCUGACAUGAGACUUUAUAAGAAAGAAAAUGAGGCGCUCCGUCGACACAUGGCAGUACUUCAGGCUGAAGUGUACGGUGCUCGACUGGCUGCCAAAUAUUUGGACAAGGAACUUGCUGGCAGGGUGCAGCAAAUCCAGUUACUGGGCCGUGACAUGAAAGGCCCGGCCCACGACAAGCUGUGGAACCAACUAGAGGCCGAGAUCCAUCUUCACCGCCACAAAACCGUCAUCCGAGCAUGCAAGGGGCGCAACGAUCCCAAGAAACCGCUUCCCUCACCUGUUGGGCACGAUCCAGACUUGUUGAAGAAAACCCAGGGAGUGGGUCCUAUCAGAAAAGUGUCACUUGUCAAAGAAGACCAUGAGGGUCUGGGCAUCUCCAUCACAGGAGGAAAAGAGCAUGGUGUUCCUAUUCUCAUCUCAGAGAUCCACCCAACCCAGCCAGCCGACCGAUGUGGAGGCUUGCAUGUUGGAGAUGCCAUUUUGGCUGUCAACAGCAUCAAUCUGCGUGAUGCUAAACACAAGGAAGCUGUCACCAUUCUCUCCCAACAGUCAGGACAAAUCGAGUUUGAAGUAGUCUACGUGGCUCCAGAGGUGGACAGCGAUGAUGAGAAUGUGGAGUAUGAAGACGACAACGGACAUCGCUACAGACUCUAUCUGGAUGAGCUCGAGGAAAAUAGUACAGCGCCACCUAGAGGCAACUCGACAGCACCAUCAUUACAGGCAGGUCUAGCAAGUAUGUUGUUGAACAACGGGACAGAAAAUGGAGAUACUGGAAUCUCCAGUGAAGCACCAUCAGAGGAAACUCCCUCCAAGGCUCCCAACAGUCAUGGCUCCUCUUAAGACCACUCAGCCGCACCAAUCAAAGUUUUAUUGUGCAAGUUCUUUUCCGAUUACCGAAUCAAAUGUGUGACAAGCAGUUAGUUUGUUUCCCUGUUGUUUUCUGUACAGUUUCAAGUUUUUACUUUGGAGUGGGCUCGUGGCAAUGAUUUGAAGGAAAGAAUUGUUACUUAGUUACUUACACCAACUGGGUCAUACCAUACAUUUUGGACCCAAUUUUCCGGCACGUAAACUCAGCAAAUAGUGUUUUGCGUCGGCUUUGUACACGUGCAAAAGCAAUGCAGAGUGAAGGUGAUGCAACCGUCCCAAAAGGACUUGGUGGUUACUGUGUGUUGAUGGACAGAUUUGUUUGGUAAGGUUUCCAUUAUAGUUAUCCACACCACCUUCUUUCCACAAAGUCCUACCAAAUAUUUUGAGUCCCUCCAGAAACACACCUUCAGAUGCUUUCUUUUGCCAAACCUAACAGUGCCACCGUGCCUGUUAAAAUUCUAUUUAUAUGGCAGUGACUAUGGUUCAAAUCCAUUAUGGUCUUUACUAUUACACUACUGGUUUUUUCUAUUCUAGCUGCCUCCUCAACUUUAGUGGUGUAAUCAAUUUUUAAUGCAAGUCUUCAUAUACUAAUGUGGGUAUACGGUGGAUUUAAAAGUCUACACAUCCUUCUGCAAAAAGCAGGUUUUUGUGACAUAAUAAUUUCAAAACUUUGAUGCGACCCUAUCAUAUAACCCUGACAAAUUAAGAUGAUGAGGGGGUUGGUUGUCAUCUAAACCAAACACCAAUUCCUGCAGCUUCUUGAAUGUCUUUUCAUCAGUUUUGAAGAGAUUGUCAGUUCUUGGUAAUGUUUAUUCUCCACUUGCUGUUUUAACUAUUUCAUGAUAUAUUCAAUUUGUUGUUAUUUCUUUUAUACUCUUAAUAUCUUUGGAAGUGCUGUGUGAAACAUGGCUUAUAACAUCUAACAUGACAGGAAAAGACAACUAGAAUACUUGAAACAUAUUUGGGGGGCAACCAAACUCUUUAAAUAAUGGCAGAUGUUUGCUGAUUUAUUUGGCAUGAGUAUAUAUAUAGAUAUAAUAUAUACACACAUACAUACACGCACACGUACAUAUGCAUAGACAAAAGUCCGUUUUAGCAGGGAUGUGUAAACUUUUUAUUUCCACUGUAUGUACAAAAUAAUCACUUUCUUUUGUGUAAGUGACUUGUACUCAGUGUCACCAACAUUGACAGCCCAGAAAGACUUGGUGUGCUUUUGCCACUUGAAGUGGAAAAUUUAGUAAACUAAAACUCACUGACCUAAACAUGUUUGUGUCAUUUUUUUUGCUUUUGUUAUUCUGGUUCCUCUUGUUUGUACUGAAGCUUUCCACUCGUAUGCAUUGUUAUUGAUAAAUGUAUGCCGAGCAGUUAUUUCAGCCUUUAAAUAAAGUUUGCUUCGUAUCUUAA